This is a messenger RNA of Fusarium odoratissimum NRRL 54006, 780 nucleotides long. RefSeq lists its product as uncharacterized. The record is from RefSeq and is a predicted model, not a curated record. NCBI's taxonomy places the organism in Eukaryota, Fungi, Ascomycota, Sordariomycetes, Hypocreales, Nectriaceae. Gene Ontology annotation, molecular function: oxidoreductase activity. The coding region runs from base 1 to 780 and encodes 259 amino acids. The transcript is spliced from 4 exons.
AUGUUCUUCAUUCUAUUUGCAAUACUGGCUCUGGUACUCCCGGUACCCGCCAUAUCAUCCAGCAACGGCACAUGCACACCCGAGACAAUUCAGACACGUAUUGAAUGGGCGAAUAUGGCAAACGCUGACAAGGAAUUCUACCUGAAGGCAGUAAAUUGUCUUAUGCAGCUGCCUGCUCAGACAGGUAUAAAUGGUACAGUCACAAGUUGGUGGGAUGAAACCCGCGACGCAGGCAAUUUCAUGGGCUCACCGCUCCUUGAUCCUCACACAGGAUUUGGUGGGAAUGGGACCGAUCCAGAUGGAUGUGUUAUUGAUGGUCCUUUUGCAAAUACCACUCUUCACAUUGGUCCGGGCCAAACUUUGAAGGACCAUUGUUUAUCCCGCUCAGUUAACGAGAAGAAUAGCACCCUCGGCAACGAAACCUAUGUUCAGCAAUGCCAUAAUAAAAGCAGCUACCGCGACUUUUGGGAGGCGACCGGUUUCACAACCCAUGGCGCUGGUCAUAGUGGAAUCGGCGGAGUCAUGGGAGAGAUCGAUGCAAGUCCCGGAGACCCGCUCUUUUAUCUCCAUCACGGUUUUGUAGAUCGUCUUUGGUGGAAGUGGCAGUCCGAAGACUUUGGCAAUCGCCUAUAUCAACUAGGCGGCCCUUCCACGCAGGGAGGAUAUGAAGAGUUGACUCUAGACUACGUUAUGACUACCUACGGCAUUCGUCCGAACGUUACUGUCAGGAAUGUCAUGGACAUCCAGGGCGGAUAUCUCUGCUACAGAUAUGACUACUAA